AUGCCGGUCCUCCACACUCUUUGGAGUGGAAAAGCUGUUCAUGUAAACAUGCUCUUCAGACCGUCGCUGUUUAGAAACCCAAUCUUCUGGAAUAGCAGAUGUAUAACUCAACAGAUGAUGAACCAUGAUAAUGAAAAAAAGAUGUGUAGAAAGGUAAAGUUGGUUUACAACUGUCGAACGUUUCGUAUUCUGUCCGUCUUUUUGUCGUCCUUUGAUAUAUAAAUUCACCAACAUACCUAUUUUGGUGAGUCUGAUCUUGUGUAAAAUGUUGAUAAAUAUCAAUUUGUAGUUUUUCCACUCGCAGCAGAGUUCUCUGCAGAACUGCUGCCCAACUGUAAUUAAACUUCAUCCUUACACCCAGUAGAUCGAUUUACUUAUCUCCCUCUAACAAGAACAACAAGCGUUAUUUACAUUUCGAAAGAUUUGUACAUUUGUAAAGACAAUUUAAUCGAGUAGACUUAGAGUCAAAGUGAUAAGAUUACACUGUUUCAAAUCAAGCUUAGUGAAGACUAUUAAAUCAAGGUAGUUUUAAUUGAACAUUUUAUAACCGAAAUGCAAAAGCAAGUGACUUUUUUCCUACGUUAUUUCAGGCCAAAAGUGGUUUAUUUCGAGAGAUAUAUAAAGGUCCAUACUGCUUAUCUCGUGUCAGACCUAUGAGUAGCCAAUCACAAGGCAGCUUCUUGACAGAUCUGAAAUCCAGUCCUUCACCAGCUCUUUUUCUGGGAUUCUUUGGAGCAGUUCCAUUCACUGGCCUGGCUGGGAUGUCCAUUUUCCUUCCUGAACAUAUGGAACUCAUAGUGCAUGCUCAGCAAGCUUAUGGAGCAUGCAUUCUCUCCUUUCUUGGGGCAAUACACUGGGGCUAUGCAUUGGCCAAAAACAGUGGUCUGAAGCCUGACUGGAGUACUCUUGGAUACAGUGUAACUCCAUCACUUAUUGCAUGGACAGCUUUGCUUGUUAAUCCACUUCCAGGAUUUGUUACCUUGUGUGUUGGACUUGCCUUUGCUUUAUCUAAGGAUCUGAAAACACCUCACUUCCCAGUUUGGUAUUAUUCUUUGAGAAAAGCAUUGACGACAUUGGCUGUUGGUUCUGUUGCCUUAACGGCAGCUGUGUUUUAUUUCCACUAG
Messenger RNA from Porites evermanni, 1124 nucleotides. NCBI's taxonomy places the organism in Eukaryota, Metazoa, Cnidaria, Anthozoa, Scleractinia, Poritidae. The record is from the annotation of a GenBank genome assembly.